Drosophila subobscura is the source of this 2832-nucleotide messenger RNA. Its product is annotated as ATP-binding cassette sub-family A member 3-like. Gene Ontology annotation, molecular function: ATP hydrolysis activity; lipid carrier activity; ABC-type transporter activity. NCBI's taxonomy places the organism in Eukaryota, Metazoa, Arthropoda, Insecta, Diptera, Drosophilidae. The transcript is spliced from 6 exons. The record is from RefSeq and is a predicted model, not a curated record. Gene Ontology annotation, cellular component: intracellular membrane-bounded organelle; membrane. The coding region runs from base 19 to 2832 and encodes 937 amino acids. Gene Ontology annotation, biological process: transmembrane transport; lipid transport.
UUUUUGCAUUGAUUCGUAAUGGCCAUUCAAUUAUUUGUUCUAUUGGUAAAGAACUUUAAGAGUUAUACGCGAUGCGAGAUGGUUUUGUAUCUGCUACUGCCGCUGCUAAUGAUACACUUGGUUUAUAUUAGAUGUUCCGUAAAUCAAGAGAAUUCCUCCCACUGUUUCUUACGGCGAAAUGGAACACUUGGGGAUAAUGUAAAGCUGAGUCCAUUGUAUAAUUUAAUGGAAAUGAUUGCCGAUGUAACACCCGAAAAAACACUUUUAUUAUACUCAAACAAGGAUUCAAUAGUCGAACCACUUAAGUCAGCUCUAUUUAAUAUCCUAAAGCUGAGAUCUGUUGAGCGUGUCAACUCUGAAGAAGAUAUGGAAAAUACCCUUAUAAACGAAAACUUCUUGGGGGGCAUUAUUUGGAGGGUGCAGGCUGGUGAAUACUUUGAGAACACUGACAUCACAGUUCGAUUUCCCAGUGCACUGCGAACGAUACCAACUGACUUGUGGAAUACCAAUCAAGUCAGGGGCGACAUGAACACACCACGACCGCUGUAUAUGAACGAAGGGUUCUUGCAGAUAAUGUAUGCCAUUGUGGCAUUUCUUGCAUAUCCUGCAGUCAGCAACAUAUUCAAAAGGCACAAGGAUGAUGGAAUAACGAUUGUAUCAAAGCCAUUUCUUAGCGAUGAAGAGUAUAAUGAAUACUUAGAUCCACAAAUACUGGACCCAAUGGGUACCACACUGGCAAAUGUAUUGCCCUUUUAUUUGAGUUCUCUUUACAUUUAUCCAUUUGUGCGUUUGGUUAUGCACAUGCAGAGGGAAAAGAACAAGCAACUCAAUGACUUGAUGAGCAUUUCCAGUGCAAAUCGGAUUACCCAAUAUCUCUCCUGGUUUACUUCUACCUUCAUUUUGGCCACUGUGAUUAACUUGUUGACUAUAUUCUUGCUUACGGCACCCAUCUGCAAAAAUGGCAACAUUUUGAAUUGUUCGAGCUUCACAGCCGUUUGGUGUUUCUUUACCAUUUGGACAGUGUGCGGCAUUUGUUUUUGUUUCUUAAUCCACAGUUUACUUCGAAGUGCCACAUUAGCUGCCAUUGUGAUUGUCUUCCUAUCGGUUUUGUGUUUCCUGUUGUAUAUCUAUGUGGAUGUCUCAAGAAUAGUUGUGCGCUAUCCAUUGUGCCUGGUGUACCAGUUUGGAUUCCUAACUGGCCUGCGAAAAAUACUUUACUACGAGAAGUACGAUAACACGGGACUGCAGUGGCAUCAUUUCCUGAGAGGAAAUUUCUACAAUAGUUUUGCCGUAAUAUCCAUCAUAAUGCUGAUGGCUGCCUUCACUUUUCUGGUGUUGUGCCUAACUGUCGAGCUGUGCUGCCCGGGCAAGUACGGAGUGUCCAUAUUGCGCUUUCGAAGUAAUCAAGACGCGUUGAGCUGCCAGCAGAACUUUCAAAGGACUCGCCAUUUGAGCCCAGCCGUGGUGCAGGCGUGCAUUUUGCAUAAGAGUCAACGCCGAAAGCCGCCACUGACCAAUUUCGCCAUGAAUAUGUACGAUGAUCAGAUCACGGUCAUAUUGGGACUAUCCGAUUCGGGCAAGUCCGCUGUUAUCAACUCCAUUUCGGGCAGCAUUCCGCCCCAAUCGGGCUGGGUGAAAAUUGACGAUAGAGACAUAGCGAGGACGAGUAGAACUGCGGUGGGAUUGUCGCCCCAGCAUAAUCCAUUGUUUGCCAAUCUGAGCGUCAAAGAGAACAUGUACUUCUUCUAUUCGCUGCGGAAUGUGAGCGCCCAUGUCAGAACUCGUUCCACGGAAAGAUAUUUGCAGGCCCUCGAGCUGUGGCAAGUUAGGAAUGUGAAAAGCCGCUGCCUGCACAGAGCCGACAGGCGGCGACUAUCCGUGGCCUGUGCCUUUUGUGGCAAUCCACGGAUUGUCGUGCUCGAUGAACCCAGCGAGGGUCUGGAACCCUGCGAGCGACGAUUGCUGUGGGAUUUGCUGCAAUCGGAGAAGCGUUGCAGGACUUUGAUAGUCACAACUUAUCAUAUCGAAGAGGCGGAUGUUCUGGGCGAUCGUUUGGCCAUACUAUGCGAUGGCCAAUUGCUUUUUAAUGGCACUUCCACGUUUCUAAAGAACACUCAUGGCUCUGGCUAUCAAUUGGUCUGUUCGCAAGGUGAAAUAUGCGAGGAGCCACAGAUAACAUCUUUAGUGCUGCAGUACAUACCAGAGACGAGUGCAUCCUCUGACAAGCCAUUUGAAAUUGCCUACAACAUACCCCAGGACUACUGUCGCAACAUUGUGCCAUUGCUUCGGCAGCUGGAGCACGGAGCUAAUUGCUUUAAUAUGGGUGCCAUUGGCAUUGGCACCAUGCCCGUUAUAAAUAAAUUUGUCAAGGCCACAUCCCCGGGCUCUGACGCUUACAGGGGCAACUUUGCAAGCAGCUCGCCCGAACCCGAUGAAAGUCUAUUUGGCUUUUUGGGUUUAUUUUGCACUGAACCCAACCGACCCAUGGAAACGCUUACGAAAAACAUCAACUUCAAUCAUCAUCCCUAUCCAUCCAUUCAGUUGAGUGAAAAUUCCACAGUGCGUCAAAUUGAUUGCUUCGAGAGUGGCCCAUUGUAUUUGAAUCUGUUUUGUGUCAGUAUCUUCAGCGGGUUCUUUGCCGCCUACAUUGUCAGGGAGCGACGCAUUGGGUUCAAGUUGAUGCAACAAGUGGAGGGCAUUAAUAUGACUACAUUCUGGCUCUCCCACUUAUUCUGGGACUGGAUGUGUCUUUCCAUAUUUUCCGUAUCGCUGGUUAUACUCAUGACGCUGCUUCUCCAUAAGAAUUUCGAUGAAGAGACACGUAAAGUUUGA